AUGAAUCACGUCGAAAACUACCGUGGAAUAUCGAUACUUUGCUGUCUGGGCAAACUUUUCGAAACAGUCGUCCAUCUUUUUCUGAAUAAUGCUGCUAAGCCGUUAAUUAGCGAGUUUCAGCAUGGUUUCGUCGAGCGUCCUUCAACGACGACCAAUCUGAUGGAAUAUAGUAACACAUUGUUUCCUGCAGUAGAAUCCCGUUGCCAAGUAGAUUCGAUCUACGUGGACUUCUCACAGGCUUCCGACGUGGUUCCACACAUCCUCGUUGUCGACAAACUUUCAGAUUUAGGCUUCCCAAGUUGGAUAGUUGAUUGGCUGAAGUCAUAUCUUACCGGGCGGAUAGGUUUCGUGCAAGUUGAUCACGAAGUCUCGGCAUCGUUUGAUUGUGGAUUGUGA
This is a messenger RNA of Toxorhynchites rutilus septentrionalis, 396 nucleotides long. RefSeq lists its product as uncharacterized. The coding region runs from base 1 to 396 and encodes 131 amino acids. Lineage: Eukaryota; Metazoa; Arthropoda; Insecta; Diptera; Culicidae. The transcript has a single exon. The record is from RefSeq and is a predicted model, not a curated record.